AUGUCUCCUAAAAACAUCCAACCAGAGGAAAGCAAAGGAGGGGAAAACAGCCCAGUGAAGACAAAACUGAAGUCAGCCGAGCAGGUGGAAGCAUCGAAGCUGCAGGUCAACGAUGCGGAGGAAAUCAUGGCGUCAUUGAGCACUGGCCGCGACCCAUGGGAUUCAUACCUGAUUAGAACCAGGAUCUGGACAUAUCCGCAACACGUCGUUAUAGGGCCGACUCUGUUUGAUAUUCCUGCCGAAGAGGUCUUCUUCUUUGGCAUCCAGACUUACAUCUCAACUUGUCUCCAGAUACUCCUCAGCAAGCCGGUGCUCACUGCAAUUCAUUUGCAUAAUGAAGCUGACUCACUGGACCCUGUUGGCAAGUCUCUCUUGCCCUGGAAGCGAGCAGGUCAGCUCGUUUUUAGCUUGGGUUUGGUGGUUCCAAUCCUGCUCCGAGAAAGUAAUGCCGAAGGCCAUUACAUGCGACUGAUCCUGAUUUGGGCUUGCCCGGUAAUGUUGAUGCUUUGGACAUUUGCCUACCAGCUACUUCUCACGAUGCCGUGGACUACAACCUGGUUACCUAUCGCCGCACCGACUUUAUAUCUGUGGAUCGUCGAUACAUUGGCUCUCCGCCGAGGCACCUGGAGUAUCGAAUCAGGCACAAAGCUCAGCAUUCAGGUCUGGCCUCAUUUGGAAUUAGAAGAAGCCGUCUUCUUCCUUCUGACAAAUACCCUUAUAGUGUGGGGGGCGACUGCGUUUGACAACGCCGUGGCUAUUCUCGACUCCUUUCCGGGGAAUUUCCCCACGGUCCCCGGCAUCCCUCCUCCGACCUUGAUGUUCAAAGCUCUAUUUCUGGCCACUUCAAAAUAUGACACUGCGCGUCUCCACGGCUUGCGAAAUGCACACACAGUUCUUGCUAAGAAAAGCCGAUCAUUCUACCUGGCCUCGGGAGUCUUUGUGGGUCGUCUGAGAAUCGACCUGAUACUCCUCUACGCGUUUUGCAGAGUGGCUGAUGAUCUGAUUGACGACGCGCCUUCUGCAACUGAGGCAAGUAAAUGGGUGCAAUAUUUUACCCACUUCCUUGAUGUUGCGUACUCACCGAAAAGGGACGAGAACCGAUUACAGCAGGCUCUAGACCCAUUCCCACCCAAGGCACGGUCUAUCUUACGACUUCUUCCCACGGACAAGUUGCCCUCGGCGCCGCUCUACUCGCUUCUAGAUGGCUUCCGGAUCGACCAGAAAUUCUUUGAUGCAGAAUCUAGGCGCAAUCCCCCCAUUGCCACUUUUGCUGACCUUGAACGAUAUGCAAGCUGUGUCGCGGGUACGGUCGGUGAACUCUGUUUGAACCUUGUCUACUAUCAUGACCCCGAUCAAGGAACACAGACAGAUACAAGACAACAGUGCCUCACUGCUGGUGCGAAAAUGGGCCGAGCCCUGCAAUACAUCAACAUUGUCCGAGAUGUCAAGACAGACGCCGAUGCCGGACGAUGCUACAUUCCUAGCGAGUGGCUUGAUAAUUCAACGCAAGGUUUAGCCGUAUUUCGAGCCGACCAAAUUGCGCUCCAUAGAAGGACAGUCUUGGACGUUGCAUUCGCCAUCUACGCUGAGAAUAGAGAUGCAAUCGAGGCGCUGCCCUAUUAUGCGCGAGGUGGCAUCCGUGUCGCGGUCGAGAGCUACAUGGAAAUUGGCAGGGUGAUGCGCGAGCGAAUGCAGCAGGGCAGGCCUUUAGAUUUUGCUGGUGGUGGCAAGAAGGGACGAUCUAGCGUCCCCAAGCCGAGGAGGAUAUGGGUUGGAUGGAAGACAAUGAUGGGGAGGAGGGGUGCUGUGUGA
Fonsecaea pedrosoi CBS 271.37 is the source of this 1812-nucleotide messenger RNA. RefSeq lists its product as uncharacterized. Gene Ontology annotation, biological process: biosynthetic process. The coding region runs from base 1 to 1812 and encodes 603 amino acids. NCBI's taxonomy places the organism in Eukaryota, Fungi, Ascomycota, Eurotiomycetes, Chaetothyriales, Herpotrichiellaceae. The transcript has 5 exons. The record is from RefSeq and is a predicted model, not a curated record. Gene Ontology annotation, molecular function: intramolecular lyase activity; geranylgeranyl diphosphate synthase activity.